This is a messenger RNA of Chroicocephalus ridibundus (black-headed gull), 6881 nucleotides long. It is a transcript of the gene HRH1, whose product is annotated as histamine receptor H1. The record is from RefSeq and is a predicted model, not a curated record. Gene Ontology annotation, biological process: chemical synaptic transmission; regulation of vascular permeability; G protein-coupled receptor signaling pathway, coupled to cyclic nucleotide second messenger. The coding region runs from base 589 to 2007 and encodes 472 amino acids. The transcript is spliced from 5 exons. NCBI's taxonomy places the organism in Eukaryota, Metazoa, Chordata, Aves, Charadriiformes, Laridae. Gene Ontology annotation, molecular function: neurotransmitter receptor activity; G protein-coupled serotonin receptor activity; histamine receptor activity. Gene Ontology annotation, cellular component: plasma membrane; dendrite.
AGAGGAGAGGAGAGGAAAGGAGGGCAGCGGCGAGGAGCGCGGCUACCGCUGUCCCGUGAGAGCCGCGCACCGCCCAGCCCGGGCUUCCCGCGCCCGCCCGUCCCCGCUCUCCUCCGCGCUGUGCCGGCGCCAGGCUCUCUAGCUGUAAGAGACCUUCAGCUCCACCUGUUCAUCUUAGCCAUCUGUUUAAUUCAAGAGUCAACAUUAGAACUGCCUGGAGAAAGGAAUAUGUCUUAGAUGCACAUUAAACUUCAAUUCUUGGGUACCUUACAUAGUAAAGAUGCUUGAGGCCUCUCUGAUCUUCUGACAUCUGUGACUAGCUGUCACUGAAGAACUAUGCAUGACAGAACCUGAAGGUUAUACAGGAUUACAGAACACAGCUCCUGAGCUCGUACCUCACAGCGUAUGUAUUUCCUCUGCCUAUGGAUGCUGCUGCUACCAAGCACACAUCUUCUUUCAUAAUACCAGGCACUUUUCUGGAAAUAAAAUUCACAAAGCAAUCCAUGUUUUCAUCCAGGAGUGUAAACCAAGACUGAAUUUCCAAGGCCUGGACAUCUCUGAUUUUCAUUCUGUGUUCUUGUGCAAAAGAUGUCAAAAAACUCAACAGACAACUCAACUAACCCUCACUCAGCUCCUCUAGGUCUGCUCCUGGGAAGCAUUUCACUGACCACUAUUGUCAUGAAUAUAUUAGUACUAUGUGCUGUGAAAACUGAAAAGAAGCUGCAAACAGUUGGCAAUUUAUACAUUGUCAGCCUCUCUAUUGCAGAUCUUAUAGUUGGUGCAGCUGUUAUGCCUCUGAAUAUUGUUUAUGUCCUAAAUCGUAUGUGGACUCUAGGCUUACCAGCCUGUUUGUUCUGGUUGUCAAUGGAUUAUGUGGCCAGUACUGCAUCCAUUUUCAGUCUCUUCAUAUUGUGCAUUGACCGUUAUCGUUCAGUUCAGCAACCACUGCAAUAUCUCAAGUAUAGAACAAAAAUGAGAGCAUCGCUCAUGAUUCUGGGGGUUUGGUUGCUCUCUUUCAUGUGGGUCAUUCCAAUCCUAGGUUGGCAUGUUUUUGCUAAUAAUGGGGAAAGGAAAGUAGAAAAAGACCAAUGUGAAACUGAAUUCUCUGAAGUCACCUGGUUUAAAGUGUUGACAGCCAUUGUCAAUUUCUACAUACCCUCUAUAAUGAUGUUAUGGUUCUACUAUAAAAUAUUCAGAGCUGUUCGAAAACACUGUCAGCACCGAGAGCUCAUCAAUGGAUCACGUAAGUCUUUCUCAGAAAAAAACCCCACACAUCAUAGUAAGAGGAAGGACAAGCAAAAUAUUUGCCUCCAAAAGCAAAUCUUAUAUGAGAACAGCUCUACCAAAGACAAGCAAAGCUCCCCCCAGCCCAAAGAUAUGGAGGCAGAACUUCAUUUCAGUGAUCCUGUCAAGUCUUCAGAGGCAUUUGUUGCCAAGAAUAACAGGGAAGUCGUUAAAUGGAGCUGUUUUCCUCUCACCGCUGCCCAGCCUGAUCCAGAUAAAGCUGAAAAGAAGCACGUGUGUGUAACAGAAGAAAACGAAAAUGAAGAGGAGCCUUGCUCACAAGACAGUGACUUAAGUGAUGCAUCAGACAACCAGACUUUCACAGAGGUAUCCUGUACACAGCACUCCAGUCCUAACCGUGAAAGAGCCUGCAGUCCUCAGGAAAAGACUGAGGACAGGGAUGUCAGAGGACUGACUUACCUGAGGAAAACCUGGCAAAGUCUGCAUGCCCAUUCCAAAAGGCACAUUCAAGGACUGCAUGGGAACAGGGAGAGGAAAGCAGCCAAGCAGUUAGGGGUCAUAAUGGCAGCCUUUAUGCUGUGCUGGAUUCCCUAUUUUGUAUUAUUUAUGGUAAUAGCUUUCCAGGGCCAUAACAAAUUUUUGGGAUUACACAAGUUCACUAUAUGGCUGGGCUAUGUGAACUCCACCUUAAAUCCAUUCCUGUAUCCUCUUUGUAAUCAAAAUUUCAAGAAGACAUUCAAAAAGAUCCUUCACAUUCAUUAACAUCGGUCUGAUUUUUUUGAGCUAAAAAGCAGCUCAAGAGGUCAACCAAACAAAAUGUUCCGGUUUCAAAGACAAACACCAUGGGUAAAGUAGAUGACUUUGGAAAACUGUAAUUUAUAAACAAGUGUUAGUAAAAGUGGGAAAUGUGCACUUAACAUCUUUAACACAUUUGAAGAAGAACUAAGACAGAUCAGGUAUCUGAAAAACUCAGGGGCAAUCUCAGAACUGUUACACUGUUGUACUCAUUUUACAAUUUGAGAUUACCUAUUUCUUCAUGUAGAACAAAAACUGGAGAUACAAAUAGAGACCUUCAGUGAUUAUAAAUUAUUCAGCUACAGAAAAGGAAGAAAUAGAAUAAUAUUUCUGUGACUGGCCAAAUAUAUUUUUCUCUUUCAACUUACUCCAUUAAACACGGGAACACACUGCUUGUGAAGUGAGAUCUGCAAGUGGAGGUACUUUGCGUAGUCAAAGAAAGAAGCUUCAACUGUUUAAAAAAGUCUACCGUUUAUUUAUAGCUUCCCUCAAAUCGUAAACUUUUUUGAAAUGUCAAGUCCUGUUGUAACCUACUGUAUCUCUUUGAUAUCAUGCUUGCUUCAUUUAUACUUGUAUAUGUUAACUUCACUGAAAAAAAAAAUAGUGUUUUUAUGUCCUAGAAAUUUUGCUAAGACUUUCCAUACUCAACAUACUAUCAGUAUCUAUUCAAGAGGGGUAUGCUGUUGUUUCUAGACUUACAGAAUGUAGUUGAUUAUAGACUACACAUAUUUUCAUCUUCCUACAAAUAACCUAAGCAUGUAGUGGCAAUACUAAUCCAUAUAUCCUUAUCUUGUAGGCAAACUCUUCCUACUAUAAUGAGGCAAAUGCAUGAGCAACAACUCAAGUUUGCAAAACAGAAAAUAAAAUACAUGAAGUAUGUUUACCUUUUUUAUCCUUGAUAUUUAAUUGCAUUUUAUAAAUCAUGCUGUAAAUGCUGUAAAAUAUUUCAGGAGAAACACACAAUAAUAGAAUACUCUAGGUUGGAAGGGAUCUCAGGAAGACAUCUCAGUGCAACCUACAACUUAAAGCUGGGCUGGCUUCGAUACUACAUCAUGUUGCUCAGGGCCUCGUGAGCAAGCAUCUGUAAAAACAGCUUCAUCUGGAAAAGCUGGGAGGCAGCCUUCAAAGAGGAGUUUGCAGCUAACAGUCACUCUGCCAACUUUGAGCAUUCAUUUGCUCAGCCAUUGAUUUAACUGUUUCUAAGCACUAACUAAUUCUCAAAACCAGAUACACACUGUUAUACAACAGGAAUCAAACCCCUCUUACUAAGUGCGAUCAGGUAUAGAUGUCUUCCCAAAGGAAGAAAAUAUAGUUCCAUAGUGGCAUAUGUUGCAUGAGCUAACUUACCAGGAAGCUGACAACUUCACAGAACAAAUACACCAAAAUAAAACAAAGAGUAUACAGAUUGGGGAGCAGAAAGGCAAAUUGAGGCAGAGGAGAUCUCAGACCCUAUAUUAGCUGAAUAUCUCAAGACCGCGCACCUCCUUGUUUGUGGCACACUGGUAAAGCAUUCAUUCCUAUUCUUCUGCUAUGGAACUCAGUGAAUGUUUUGAGCAGACACUGUGGAGUAUGUUAGUUUUAAGAAGAAAUCCCAGAACCAGAUAACUUCAACAGCUAAAGUCACAUUUGCGUGUAAUGGUGAGUUUAUGUAAGUCUUUUCCAUACAUUUUGGGAAGGAUGAUUAGAGAGGCAUCCUGAAGGUUCAACGUAAGAAGAAUGUCCUCCCAUUCAUUGUGUUGUGCUGAUGAAUUUACCACUUCCUGAAUGCUUUCUUGCUUCUGAAAUUGCUCAGUUAGCUUAACAACAAAGUUCUGAUGGGACUGGAACUCCUUCAAUUGAGUACUGUAAAGAAUUUGGUGGGAUGAGUUGAAGGGAUGUUCUGUGUAAUACUUUCAUUAUAUCAGAAGCAAAAAAUGGUAGUUUAAUGGUUGGAGGAGAAAUUCUGAAUUCCGUGUUCUUAAUUAAUGAUCUUGAGAUCUUAGAGUCUCUCUGUGCCAUGUGUGCCUAUUUUGUAAAGUGAAUAUGACAAGACUUACAGUAACAAUGCAACACUUAGGAUAACGUUUGCAUGAUGCUUACAAAUUUUGGAUAUAAUACACUAACUAAAUGCAAACUAUUAUUAUCCUCUGUCAGUUUUAUUUCUCUGAAUUAAACACCUGAAUGUCAAUAGUUGUACUUAAAGUAUUCAAUAUUAAAUGAAGCCCUAAUAUCUCUGCAUUUGAAUAAAUUGGAAAAAUAUGUUAAAGGAAUAAACUUAAAUUCAGUCUAUUUCAGUGUAUCGUACAAGGUUCAGAGAUUAGUUGACUUUCGUCUCAAGUAACAUGCAGGAAAAACUGCAAUUAGGGAACUCAAAUCUAGGAGAAAAAAAGGCAAAAUACAGAGACAGAAUAUAGAAGCAGCAAAAUUCAUUCUAGAAGUCAGGCAGCUUUUUCACUGCAGGAGCACUAUCUGCACAAGUAGUAAAAUACGCCUUCUUUUGGACUACAAAGGAGCAUCUUUUGAAACAUAUGCUCCAAUACAGUGGCCUGUCACAAACAAUUGCUCAGAUUCACAGCCAUUAUGAUCUUUUUUUCUAUUAUGAUAUGCAACAGCGAUUCCAGCCAAAACGGUUGGUAAUUUAGGUGAUCCCUGAGGAAAUAAAAAAGUAGCACACUAAGUCAGCUACAGUUAUUAGUGUACGCUGCUGAAACAUGCUCACUCAAGGCUACUUAGAGUUAUCAAGAAGUCUAUCCUCUUGAUCAUGACAAUUGCCUUUUCUGACUUUAAAAUAUAUUAAUACAUGAAACAGCAACCUAAACAAAAUAACUGAAAAAUUGGUCUAAAAAUUAUGAUUAUUAUAACAAGUACCUCUGGUACAAUUAAAGAAUAUUCAAACACUGAACAGCUAAACCUAGGUGGAAAAAACUCCCUGAAUAUUUUUUCUCUCCCUUCAUUUUUGUCCAUAAUCUUAGUGUAACUGUGUUAAUAAUAAAGACAGGAGAAGUUGUCAUAGUAGGCUUCUCUGAUGUGAUAGCUAUAGUAGAUAAUAAUAAAAUAGGAAAACGAGAUACUGCCUAUUUUAAACUUCCAAUUAGCAAGGUACUUAACAGGAAUUAACAGUUUAUUUUACUGAAUAGGCAAUUCAAAUGGCUCUGGAUGUAAGAGAAGCAGAGGAAAGCAAGUUAGGGUAAGGAAUGGAGAAGCCUACUACCACGCGGGGCCAAGCCUCAAGAGAAUAUUCCAGGUGUGGUUUCCUGUAAAAUAUUUUCAAGGUUUUCCAGUUAAUAAACAAGGUCAGAGCAUGGACAGCUUUAAGAGAACAUAAUAAAUUUCUUGGAAUGGCUUGGACUGAAGUUCUACUUUGAUUAAGGUGUGGUGAGAAAACCAGCCUUGCUUUUAAGAGGCAGAAAAAUAUAUCCUCACAUUUUUUUCUGUAUCAAUGGUGACAUCUAGCGGGUACUGAGAACGAUUCUGGGCUUCUGCAUCAACUACAGUGUAUCAUGGAAGUUUAUUAAAGGAGGGGUGCAAUUACCAAGUGGAUCCUGCCAUCUAGUACAUGUUUCUCUUCCCAUAUUAUUUUCAGAAAAUGUGUCACUCAAUAAAGGAAAUGUUAGUGUAGGUGCACAUUUUGACUUCAUUCCAUCAUCUAAAAGGACUCCAUUACAUUCUCUGUGAGAACACUUUGUGAUGCACUUUGUGAUAGCACAAUAAAUGAAAAUGACUGAAAGAUUCAGUUUAAAAAUGUAUUUCUAAUCCUAAAGUAUUGAUAUAGAAGCACCAUAGACACCUCUGAAUAGUCAGAAGAAUUAGAAGAUAAAAAGAACAAUUAAUGUUAACAUUGUGUGACAAAUAGCUCAUGAAAACAGUUUAAACUCCUGAUACCAAAUUCCAAAUUAUCUUUAAAAAUUAUACAUACCUGACACUAAAAUAAAUCAUUUCUACGCAGUCAGCUUACAGUCUAAAAUAGAAAUAUAAAAAAUCAAAUGUGAGAUGCACACUCUAUACAUGCACAGACCCAUGAGCACACAUUCCAGGCUACAACAAAAUUGUUGUUCAAGCUCUUCACCAGUUAAAUAGUAUAAGAGUUCCCACUGAAAGAGAUGCACGUUUGUGUAUGGUUAAAACCAUAUUGACAUCUGGUAAGUCUAAUAAUGUUUCCAUUGUAACAAUAUUUGUAUCCCUUAUCACUUUGCUUUGUCUACCAAGAUAUCUUGUGUUUAAACCCUCAUAUGUUUCAACUAAAAUAUGCCUUAAAUGAAAUAUGCAGCACCCAUUGCUACACGUUGUCACUGUGUAAAUAAAAUGAAUGCCUACUGUGUCAUUAAAUUUAACGCCUUGAGUAAAAUCAAAUGCCUUUUAUUUUGAUCAGGCGUAACUUAAGUCUUCAAAACCACCACUGUCAGACCUGGGACCUGAACUCAGGUCUCCUACCUGGCAAUCUAAUUUCAUCCUCACUAGAUGUGAAUAAUCCCUCAGCUCAGUUCUUUGAGGGGUAACAACUGUUUCUCCGUAUCGUGUCAAAGUGCUCAUAGAGGAGGCACCCGCCUGUGCUGGAGAAGUUAGUGACAAUGCUCCCAGAAGUCUACCAACAUGGCAACUGCACGACAAUACCUUUUUCAGCGUACUCCUGCUUUCUUCCACUACCAUUUGAGCAUUCAUUGCUACAACAGACUUUUAAUUUUGCAGCGUCCCACUCUUGCAGCAGUAACAGGUAUACAGCAUAGGACUACAUGACUUCUGACAGUUCUUUUUGUAAAUAAAUUGAUGGAAUAGUUCUGCCAGGUUCUGCUUGCUUUUUGUGAUCUUGUUCACUGAGAGUGUUGUAUAAAAUUCAUUUAAAUCAUUAAAUGGAAAGCACUAUA